CUGUAGAAUUUAUUUCUACUUCUCUUUAAAAUAAUACUUCUACACAAUGGAGCCACUUGGAGUUUCUGAGGAAUUACAGGAAAUGACACAGAAGCGAGCUGAUCCUUUUUAGGCAAUUCUGCAUUCAGGCAUAAACAAGGGCACACACCUGACAUUUAUACACAAGAAGUGACACACUUUGGCUCAGUAGUGGGAACGUAGUGAUGGUGGUGUUUUGAUGCUCGUCUCGUUGAACUGUCAGAGCUCAAUGUGAUGAGAACAGCGAUGAAGAUGGCUUCUCUCCUCAUCAUCACCAUGUCUCUGCUCUGCUUCCACGUCAUCAAAGGUUGUGACAUAAACGCUGUGACUGGCGGAAGCAUUAUUGUGCCAGUGAAAGAAAAACUGGAGCCCACGGAUACAGUGAAAUGGAUUUUCAACAAACAUAUCAUCUUUCGUGAAUCAGCAAGUGAAGUAAUUGCUGGGAAAAAAAGUAGUGUUACUACAGAUGGAUACCUCAAACUAAAAGAUGUGCAGAAGAAAGAUGAGGGAGAAUACAAAUCAGAGAUCAACGAUGACAAUGGAAUAUCAAAAGCUGUGAGCAUCAAGCGUUUAUGUGUGUUUGACCCUGUAAGAAAGCCUAAAGUAAACAUGAACUGCAGGAACGAAACCGUCACAUUAACCUGCAUCUUUAAUGAGAAAGAGGCUUCACAUCAGUGGUAUAAAAACGGCCUGCCCUUGAAAAAUGAGAAAAAAACACUGACAGAAGAAGCCAAAAAGGUCCAGUCAGACAGUUUCUUCUGCAAUGUGUCCAACAAAGUCAGCUCUGAUGUCAGCGACAGCGUGAAAAUUUCUUUAAUAAAAGACUGCAUCAAGCACAGUAAGUAUGCUGGCUUCAGUUUUCCAGAAAAACUUUUUGGAAUUAGCAUCUGGAUUUUCAUUGGUGGUGGAGGAGGUAUUGUCCUUGUGCUGAUUAUUAUUGUCAUUUUUUGCUGCGUUCGAGCCAGACGGAAGAAACAUAUGCGUCUGAUGGAUGAACAGGAGCUUCGUUUGGAGUGGAGCAAUCCAGAUCAGAAACGCUUUCAACGCAGUCUUCCUACUCCACCGGAACAACACCCUCCCUACGAGCAGCGGCGGAGGCAGCAACAGCAGCAAGCCGACCACGCCUGCCAUGCGGGCAAAGCUGGCCACACUGGCCCACGUCAAAGCCGUCCCAAACAGCAGCGCCCCACUGGCCCCGAUCUCCCCACCAAUCAGCCUCAGCCCAGCCCACGACGAGCUGCCCAGGUCCCCAAACCUGUUAAUAACGCUGAUGAAGAGCAGCCGCCCCCUCUUCCUCAACCCAGGAAGAAGCGUCCCUGAGCACUAUGAGCGUGAUACCGUUAUGUUCAGACAGCAUGAGCAGCUGUCACUUUUUUUUUUUUUCUCACAUUUUUUUGUGUCAGUUCAUUCAAACUCAGCCAGGAAACAAACUCGAACAUUUAAAAUCCUCAAAGCGAAAUUAAAAAUGCUCAAAUCAAACUUUUCUGAUUUAUAUCAAACUUUAACUUUGUAGUAUUACAUCAUGUGUAAAUUAUGUUGUCUUCCUUUUACUUUGAUGCCCUGAUUUAACUUUUUUUAAGAAUGACAAAACAAUAAUAUCAACUUUUUAUGUAUAUACAUAUAGCUAGUAGUCAGUUCUGUUUAUACUUGACUAAGUUAUGGAUCAGCGAACACAUGAAGGUUCUUUAUAAAAAUAUAUUUCUAAAAAUAAGUAGACUUGGUAUGAUUGGGGGUUGCAACAAUCGGCUGUUCUGAGUUUGCUUUCACACUGCUCUAAGUCAAACAAACUAUUUUUAAUUUCCCUCUUGGUUAAAUAAAGUAAAGUUUCAUUUCAUGGUGUUGUCUUAUUCCUGGAUCUGGUUCACUUGAAGUCAACUGAAACCUUUUCACACCUUUACAAACAAACCAGACUUUUUGAGCAUAUACACUAGGAUUCGGAUCAGAAGGGCUGGUAUAUUGUCGCAACCCCCAACUGAACCAAGUCCACAAUCAAGUCCACAAUCAUACUAUCCAGUUGACUGUAAGGUGCAAAAAUAACCUAGAUGAGCUGUUUGUAUUUAACCAAGUUAGAUAGCAGAAAUUGUUUUGUUGUCUGUAGCUGACUUUAGGUAUUAUGGCUUCUAUACUUUUGGCACUGUCUUGUUUUUUUUUUUGUUUGUUUGUUUUUCUAAACCAAACCUGUAGACUUCCAAACAGUCAAACUUCUCUUUAUUAAAAAAAAAAAAGAAAAAAAAUAUUUAAAAAAUAAAAUAAAAUCUCCCCCUGUUGGCCAUUUGAGAGAUCUUAUGUCCACAUAGGCUUAAUUUUCUCAUCUAGCUUUUAAAACCAAUGUCCAUAAAUAAUCCUAAAUCCAUCCUAAAUUUGCCCAUUUAGGUUAAAGACUAAAGGAGGCAGCACAACAAACAGUGGCUUUCUGUGCGCCCUUUAAAACAUGGCAGCUUCUUCUUCUUCAUUGUUUCUUUUGCUAGUCGGAUGUCGGCUAUGCUGCUCAGCACUGUCCUUGUGGUUAUCGGAGUUACUGCUUUGUUUGUUGCUUCUUUUGGGGACGCAUCUGGAAGAACUCUGGAAACAGACCAAAUUAUAAAGGAAGCAGAAGACGGACUGAUAGCUCUGUGUCCGGCUUUAGCGUAGAGCAUGAAUACACCUUAAAAUAGCUUUUAAACAUAUAAAGUCUGACCCGAGGAAGAAGGGGUAGAAAUUUCUAUUUUCUUUUAUUUGAAAUUUUAUUUUGAGCAGUUAGCAAAAAAUACAAAAAACACUUUGCAUAUAUGUGCUGUGUAUUACUGUGUAAGAACUAUUGUAGUGCAAAUGGUUUCCACGUGGGGGCAAGUAUCAGUUUGUAUAGAACAGGGUUUUGAGCAAAGUUUUUGCCAUAAAGUGAUACAAAAGGUCUCAGAAAUCUUAGGUAUCAAAUAUGUUACCUGCGGCAUUAAAAAGAUAAUAUCCGAUCUCUAGAGGUAGUGAAAGCACUUCAAGCAAAUUGUAAAAAUGACAUCUAUGUAUCUAAGUUUAAGAUAAUUAAUUGAUGUAUUACAAAAUGACAAUAUUAUGGUAAUAAAUUGCUGUUUAUAUGUAACCAAAGCAACCAGCUAAACCCCAUCUGUGAGACUGACAUGUUGUUUCAACAAACUAAGUUAAGACAUCUUUCAGAUGGAGAGUGCAUAUUUUAUUAAAUACGUAUAUAUUACAUACAUAUACUACAUACAUUAAUAUUUAACUGAGUUUUUAUGGUAGCAGUGGCAUAUAUGCCUUUCAUGGUUGCACAGAAAUACUUUUAUUUAGCUUCAGAUAUCAUUGUUUUCCAGAUGAUCAUACUAAAACAUGUCUUUAUUUUCUAUUCAUUUACUUCUUUUUAUGCAGACUGUAGACAAUUUGUUUUGACACCAUGCCAAAGAAAAAGCAGACAUUAGAGUAGUUUAAUAACAAUGCAAAAACUUUUACUUGUUACUACUGUUACAAAUGCAUGUAAUUUCAAUGUGAAAAUCUUGUGUAGUCUGUAAGCAGUGGAGUCUAAAUAAAUAUAACUUAAAGCAA
This is a messenger RNA of Melanotaenia boesemani (Boeseman's rainbowfish), 3552 nucleotides long. Its product is annotated as T-cell surface antigen CD2-like. The coding region runs from base 253 to 1338 and encodes 361 amino acids. NCBI's taxonomy places the organism in Eukaryota, Metazoa, Chordata, Actinopteri, Atheriniformes, Melanotaeniidae. The record is from RefSeq and is a predicted model, not a curated record. The transcript is spliced from 9 exons.